Molecule: messenger RNA, 1281 nt
Organism: Ruditapes philippinarum (Manila clam)
Lineage: Eukaryota; Metazoa; Mollusca; Bivalvia; Venerida; Veneridae
Exons: 8
Coding region: 70-1281 (403 amino acids)
Source: RefSeq, a predicted model, not a curated record
AAAAUAACUUAAGUCAUGCUAUUUUAGCUUUCACCUUGUAUUUCAAUCACCAAAGCUAGGCAAACAGCCAUGGAAGAAAGACGGAUUGUUUUUAUCCUGAUACAUUUGGCAUUUUACAAUUAUUUUGUCGCUAGAGCACUGGGCAGUUGUUCUGAAGAUGUAACUGAACUAUCCAAUAUGCCUCUCCGUCAACUAAACAGGUUGUGGGGAGAAGAAGGAAAUCUUGGUAUCAGUGAUGACAAUCUGAAUUAUGAGUGGUACAGAGUUGUACAUAAUGGAUGGCAAUAUAUUAUGGUUGACUCGACCAAUACACCUAAUUAUACGAGCUGUUCUACAUACUAUCCCGUAUAUUUGAAAGAUACACACCCGAUGAUAGAUUCAUUAACUGAAACACCAAAAAUUGUAGUGGCUUGUAAACGUGAUUAUUUGUAUCCAUGUGAUAUACAGCAUCAAGUGAAGAUAAGGAAAUGUGGAGAUGAAAUACAGUACUACCUGCCCCCGACAAAGUCAUACAGUGCAUUCUGUUUCAAAAAUCAUUCAAAACUGUAUACAACACCUGAUAUAUCAGAUGUUGUACUUGGAAACAUAGGCAUAGCACCAGAGCUCAGAUUCACAGAAACUGUGAGUGAUUCUCCAUUUGGAAAAUCUACACGUUUCGACCCGUAUUUUCAGUUCCGAUGUUCGUUCAAUGUACAAGAGGCUUUCUAUUAUAAAGUUAGCUGGUAUGUGGACGGGGCCCUUUUAGUUUCAUAUGGUCCUACAACAGACAUAAAUGGCUUACUUUUUCACCAGAGUGUGCUUAUAGACAACAAUAUAACAAUGGGAUUCGAUAUUUAUUGUGGAGUUAGUGCUCUUACGUCUGAAGAUGCGGAUGCCGGUGUAACAGAAAUGGUGUUUAGUAAAAGCUAUUUUGCAGGCAUCAAAGUAUCAAGUACAAGCAUCAACAUUAAUAAAGGGGACACAGCGGUUCUUCAAAUGACGUCAACAAUGCCAAUAGGCUGCGGAUAUGACGAUGCAGUCGAUGAUGGUUGUAUUGAAAAUUUUCAAAUAUUUAAUAAAGAUAAUGAAGGAUUUCAAUGCCAAGCUGGUGUUGCUAAUUUAGCCUUGCAACCAAACCAACGAUGUUCUAAUGGAUUACAGACUCUGAAAAAUGGAUCAAUUUGGGACUCUGAUACAGUGUUUAAUUUCUCUAUAGUGACAAAUUUACGGAAACUUAAAGAUAAAAUUUUUUCCUGUUUUUACUUCCCUAAUCAAUGGGACAUGAUUUUGGGGAAAUUUUAA